Molecule: messenger RNA, 1116 nt
Organism: Aspergillus fumigatus Af293
Lineage: Eukaryota; Fungi; Ascomycota; Eurotiomycetes; Eurotiales; Aspergillaceae
Source: RefSeq, a predicted model, not a curated record
AUGUCUACCCGCGAUUAUCGCCAUAGGGAAAGAUCCCACCGCGAUCACGAUUCGCGCUCGCGCUCGCGCUCCCCAGACCGAAGUGGCAGACACAAAAGACAUCAUCACCAUCGGCGCCGUCAUAGUCAUCACCGUCACCGAGACUACAGUCAUGAUCGCGAUCGACAUUCACAAUCAGCUUCUUCGGCGCCUGCAGUACUUCCCUUUAAAGCGCGAGAGCUUUCGAAAAGGGAUCUAACCUAUUACGCACCCAUGUUCGCGAUGUACCUCGAUAUUCAGAAGGGACUGAUAAUGGAAGAUUUGAGCGAAGAGGAGAUCAAGGGUAGAUGGAAGAGCUUUAUUCGAAAAUGGAACCGUGGAGAGCUCCCCGAAGGGUGGUAUGACCCUAACACACUCGAGAAAGCCCGUCGUAAUGCAACAGAACAACCCCCAGUAUCCGGCACUGGACGACGUCGUGAUUCACCAGAUUAUGAACAAGAUGACCAUGGGAAAGAUGCUGACACUGGCGCCGCGUCAGAGGCGCCACCCCGGCAGAACGAACGGGAAUUCAAUUCCGAGGACGAGGAAGAGUAUGGUCCCAUACUUCCUCACCACGAGGUGACAGCCAAGGGUCGAGGUGGCCCGUUUGCUGGACCAGCAAUCCCGACAAUACAGGACUUGGAGUUACGAAAAGAGUCCGCCCUAGAGGAUGCCAUCGCGGCUCGCCAGGACGCAAGAAAACAACAUCGUGCAGAGGCACGUCUCCACAUGUCUGAGAUGCGGCAAAUAGAGGAUGAGAUCGCACCGCGCGCGGAACCUGGAACGCGUGAAAGGCGCAUGGAGAAGCGUCGAGAGGCGGCCCUUGCAAACCGUGCCUUCGCUGAAUCACGGCGAGGUGGCUCACCCAUAGAGGCUGCACCAGAUGACGAACUUAUGGGCUCCGGCGAGAACGAUCUAGAUGCCAUAAAAAAAGCACAGGCUAGAGAGCAGCGAAAAAAGAACGAGCGUGAAAUCAGAAGGGAAGAGAUACUGCGAGCUCGAGCAGCGGAGCGCGAAGAGCGACUUCAACAAUAUCGAAAGAAGGAAGAGGAGACUAUUGGAUGGCUCAAAACAUUAGCUAAACAGCGGUUUGGCUAA